AUGUUCUUUUAUCUAACCACGCUGAACUUGGCAAGGCUCUUGACUAAACCCAAACCCCAUGUUGAUGAAGGGGAUGUGGAUGUUCAAUCUGUGAGCGCGAUGCAUGCUUGGAAUCAUUCGGAUUUCCUGUGCCGCAACUUUAUUUUGAAUGGUUUGGUGGACACAUUGUAUAAUAUGUAUUGCAAAGCAAAGACUGCCAAAGAAUUGUGGGAGUGUUUGGAUCACAAAUACAAAACAGAAGAUGUGGGCACUAAGAAAUUCGUGGUGGCUAAGUUCUUGGACUUUAAAAUGAUAGACUCCAAAACGGUCAUAAGCCAAGUCCAAGAAUUGCAGGUUAUCCUUCAUGAUAUUCAUGCGGAAGGAAUGAUGCUCAGUGAAACAUUCCAAGUUGCUGCAAUGAUCGAAAAACUGCCACCAAGUUGGGUUGAUUUCAAGAACUAUCUCAAGCAUAAGCAAAAGGAGAUGACCAUUGAAGAUCUUGUUGUUCGUCUUCGGAUUGAAGAAGACAACAAAGUGGCCCUAAAAAGGUUGAUGGUCCUGAAACAGUGA
Molecule: messenger RNA, 549 nt
Organism: Helianthus annuus (common sunflower)
Lineage: Eukaryota; Viridiplantae; Streptophyta; Magnoliopsida; Asterales; Asteraceae
Exons: 1
Coding region: 1-549 (182 amino acids)
Source: RefSeq, a predicted model, not a curated record